This is a messenger RNA of Caenorhabditis angaria, 1407 nucleotides long. NCBI's taxonomy places the organism in Eukaryota, Metazoa, Nematoda, Chromadorea, Rhabditida, Rhabditidae. The record is from the annotation of a GenBank genome assembly.
AUGUUGAUUAUUUUCUUGAUCCUCCGCAAAUAUCUAAACUUUUUUACAAAUCCAUUUGCUAGAGAAAUUGAAGAAGAAAAAGAAGAGCCUCCAAUUAAAAAAUUGCCAUUCGAAGUUCUUGGAGCAAUUUUUGAAAAGGUAAGCUUUUGAAUGAUUUAUGAUUUUUCCAAUUGAAAUGUUUUUCAGCUUGAAUACGAAGAUGUUCAAAAUUUGAAAAACUCAUCAAAGUUUCUAUUCAACGCUCAUAAAUUAGAACGUCGGAUGAUUGCUGGUCCAAAAUGUGAUGCCAAUGUGUAUUAUAACAAAAACAAGGAGCUUCGAUUAGAAAUAACAAUUUUCGUUGAAGUUCCUUGGAUAAGAAUACUUCCAUUCAAAAAAACAAUUGAAUUGACAAGAAUUAUUCCAUUUGAUCAAUGGAAUUAUUAUUUCAAAAACGCAGAAUGUAAAAAAUUGAGCAUGGCUGUAGAAGAAAAUGAAAUUCCAUUGGACAUUUUGAAGAAAAUUAUUUGCUGUAAAUCGAUCGAGAAAUUAAUCUAUUCCGGAGAAUCAAUCAAUCAGAUGUCUAUUGAUCUUCUUGCUGCAUAUAAUUCUCAGAGUUUUGAAAUUGUUGUUAAUCGUUGGAGUUUUAAAGUAUUGCAUAUAAUUAAUGCCAACUAUACAUUCGUUUUGAUCGUGUGUCUUAAAAAUAUUGAUGAUAUUUUUGAAGCAAUCAAAUUCACUUAUGACACGAUUAUUAGAUUGAACCCGGAAAUUUAUGAAAAAAACAAGGAUUCUUUGAUGGUGAGUUUUACAGCAAAAAAAUACAAGGAAAUACAAUUCAGUUACGAACUUCCCCAUUUAUUCCCUACCGUAUACGGUAGAUGUUUGUAAAAAGUUUUUACUAAACUCGAAAUCGUUCAAAAAAUGAGAGUGUUCAUACAAGUUUCGAAUCCUUGUCAGUAUUUCAUAUUACACUAUUUUUCUAUUUUUCAGAAACUCAAGCCUAACAUUAAAUAUAAUCCUCUCUUCUUGUUUCACUUUGCUGAAAAUACAGAUGAAGAAAAAGUUCGAUCGAUCGCGAAUUUUUUGGAAAACAAUGUUUCAAAUGUUUAUGGACGUUUUGUUGAAUGCAAAGUUGAGGAAGACGGCACAGACCUUUAUAUGAUUUGUAGGGAUGAUCCGAUUGCUGACAGAGCUGAGGUUCGUUAUAUAAACGGCUUCUUCAAGUUCAUAAGAUUUUUUCAGCCAGUGUUACAACCAGAAGAGGAACAAUCUGUAGCUGCUAUGUUUCGUUCCGUGCGCGAAUUAUUCACUCUUCGAAAUAUCGCACUUGGUUUAUUCGAGAAAUUAUUGGAAUAUUUUAUAAUCCAAUUGCUCAAAUUUCUUUGGAACUUUGUUAAAACAAUGAUCUUUGCACAAUUUUUUUAA